Molecule: messenger RNA, 1677 nt
Organism: Penicilliopsis zonata CBS 506.65
Lineage: Eukaryota; Fungi; Ascomycota; Eurotiomycetes; Eurotiales; Aspergillaceae
Exons: 1
Coding region: 224-1498 (424 amino acids)
Biological process (GO): spliceosomal complex assembly; protein phosphorylation; regulation of mRNA processing
Molecular function (GO): ATP binding; protein kinase activity
Source: RefSeq, a predicted model, not a curated record
UAAAGCCAGUGGAUUACGCGCCGAGGGUCAACUUGAAGCAAAGACCUAUCCACCCCUCAACCCAGUUCUUUCCGAGAAAAUGAAGUUUUUCCUAAGUCCAUCCCUCCCGCGGUCUUUGUAUUCACCCAUAUCAUUUUCUCGCCUUCAUUGCACCGCUGGCAAGAUACCAAGGGAACCGUUCCGCCACAGUCAAUUUCGCUGCAUCUUUUCAACGUCUGCGGCCAUGUCCGAGACAUCGGAAAGUGACUCAAUAGUGCGUCACUUGUACGUUCCCAUCGAGGGUGUGGAGAAAUUGGAAAGAUACAGAGCAGGAGGCUACCACCCCGUAGCGAUUGGAGAUCGGUUCCACAAUCGCUAUCGGGUAGUCCAGAAGCUCGGCCAUGGCUCGUACUCAACAAUCUGGCUGGCUCAAGACGAAAGAUUCAACAACAAAUACGUCGCUAUCAAAGUCUGUACAGCAGACUCGAAUCCGCACGAGUUGAACGUGCUUUUGGACCUUUCCAGGUCGCGACAGAUUUCGCAUGAUAGUCUAGGCCAAGCUAUGAUACCUUCCAUCUUGGACACAUUCAAAAUCCAAGGACCCAAUGGCACUCACGCAUGCUAUGUGACUCGCCCAGCGAGAAUGAGUCUCUCAGAUUCAAAAGAUGGAUCUUAUAUUCGCCUUUUUAAGCUAGAAGUUGCGCGGGCGUUGGCAGCACAGCUUGCAAUUGCAGUAGAGUAUAUACAUUCACAGGGGAUUGUCCAUGGUGAUCUUCACUACGGCAACGUCCUCAUUCAACUUCCCUCUGGAUUUGAUUACGAGAAGUGUGGUCAGCCAGAGUCUGAGGCCAUCACUCGUUUCGAUGGCAAAGAGCUUCCUCCCAGUGUCCCAUCCCAUGCCAUUCUACCAAUCUGGCUCGGAGAAGCGAGUGAAAGUCUUGAACUUCCAGAAGCUAAAAUUCUACUCUCUGACUUUGGUGAGGCCUUUUCUCCUGCAAAGGACAAGAAGUUCGAGUCUCAUACUCCUCUUGUGAACCGAGCCCCGGAGACUCGCUUCGAGCCAGACAAACCGCUUUCUUUUCCCUCGGAUAUCUGGUCGCUUGCCUGCUCGAUAUGGGAUAUCGUUGGGCAAAGUCCACUGUUUGAGGGGUUUCUGGCGGCCGAAGACGAUAUAACCUGCGAGCAUGUUGAUGCACUUGGCAUUCUGCCCUUUGAGUGGUGGAGCAAAUGGGAGACCCGACGAAAGAAGUUCAGCGGGGAUGGGAAGCCGAUAAAUCGCCAGUCAUACCGAUCGUGGGAGGAUCGUUUCGAAGACAGUGUGCAGCAGCCUCGACAAGUAGAAGGAAUGCCACUAUUUGAGCCCGCCGAGCGUGAUGCCCUUUUCUCCAUGCUCAGAUCGAUGCUUUCUUUCAGACCAGAAAGUCGCCCUUCUGCUAAAGAGGUUCUCGCGUCUGAAUGGAUGGUGAAAUGGGCACUACCCGAGUGUGAAAAGGUUUGGAAGUCUGGCUUGGUCAGGUAAGAGGCAUGCUAGACUGCUAUUCAGGGUAAGAUGCAAGGGUUCUUGAAUGACGGUUCAAUAAUUGCCUUCAUUUAGAGAUGACUUGGGCCUAUGAUUUCCUCCAUGUGUCCAAGUAAAAAUUGUCAAAUGUAUAGAAUAUAUGUAAUGAUUUAGAUAAGCAGUACUACCUAUCUCAGUGA